AUGAGCCGGAAACCGUGAAGAAGCAGCGCCGAUGACGCAGGUCCACGAUGGCGGUGCAGGUGGAGUUGUGCUGUUUGGAGAGUUUCCCGCCGCAGCUGAGUCCUCUGGAUGUGCUCAUAUUAACAUCUGACCUGGGUUCAGUCUUCCACAAUGACCCCGACCCACCGACCGUCGUCCUCAGCCCGCAGCGGCCGCACGGUGCCCAGAGUCCGGGCAUCUUACUGCGCGUCCACCCGACCACCGAGGAGGAGACUGCGGGCUGCGGAGGACCAGCCCCCCCCGGCCGGCUCCGGGUGUUCACCAGCCGCCUCUUCACAGUUGGAGCUCCUGGUCCUGGACUGCAGUCCUGUGACUCAGGGCCGGAUCACCGCAGACACGUCUCUGGUUCUGAUGGACUGCUGCGACCCGGCGGACCCCCCGGCCCCCCCGGGACCGGCCCCGCCCUGCAGACCGCUCAGACUGUGUGUGUCGGACUUCGCUCAUUACGCCGACGGCCUCGGAGGGGGGCGGUCUCUCCUGGACAACAGGAACUCUCUGGGCUCGGGGUUCUCCGGCGUCCUGCAGGCUCUGGAGGGCCGGCUGGAGGUCCAGGUCGGGGACCCUCGGCGGUGGCUCGGGGGUCAGCCGGUGGGCGCCGUGGACGUGGACGGCUGCGUGUUUGUGAGCACACAGCUGCUCCUCAGGCUGGGGCUGUUCAACCGGGAGUGGGUGAGGCUGUGGCGGCCGGGCGGAGCCUCCAGACCGGAUCCCAGAGAGCGGCUGGUCUCGGUGCUGGUGCUGGACUUCGCUCAGAGUCCAGACCUGCAGAACCACAAUGAGGUCGGACUCGUAUCGCCGACUCUGUGGUUCAACAUGACCGACGGAGACGAGCUCCCUGAGAGGAGCUGCACGCUGAGGAUGAAGAGGUGGAAACCGUCUCCUCCGGCGCCCGGUGGGCGUCGCUCCGACAGUUUCUGUCGCUCUGCUUCUCCGCCGUUCGCCAGCGAGCUUCACAUCCAGCCGGUGGCGUCUCCGCUGUACAACAACAACAGUUGCUACGACGACCUGCUGUCCGAACACUUCAGCUCGCCCAGGCUGGUUUCACUGGGAGACAUCCUGAUGGUUCCUGUGCAGAACCAUCCAGACCUGCUGGAGAACAACUCGGAGGGAAUAAACAGGUGUUCGGUGCUGUUCUUCAGAGUGCAGAAGGUCUGUCCGUCUGCGCAGACACAACCAGAGGAAGAGGAAGAAGAGGGAGGAGCUCACCUGGCCGACAGACUGCACACCUCACUCUACAUGGUGACCUUUACUCCCCCUAGAGACCCGCUGUCUCCUAUAGAGGGCGGCCAGAAGCUCCUGGUUUGGUCUGAACCGGACCCGGAGUUCCGCAUCUACGGACCACCAGGACAGGAAAGACUCCUGCUUGCUAAAGCUGUGGCUAGCGAGGUUUCCAUGACCUUCCGUUCCAGUGUCAGCAGAGCGCGUCAGCAGCUCCCUGCGUCGUCCUUCUUCGAUGAGCCUGGACCUCCUUCUGGCUCCCAGCAGGGGCGCAGUGGAGAACUCUGGGGGGUGAUGGACAGUGAGGUUUACCUGCAGCUUGGCUCCAGGUUCCAGCUGGACUCCGCCGUCGACCUGCGGGAGGUGGUGGACCGCUGCCCCGCUCACCUGACCGGCGCUGACCUGUACGCUCUCUGUUCGGACGCCAUGACGGCCGCCAUCAAGAGGAAGAUCGCUCUCAUCGAUGCCGGGCUGGACUCGGAGGACUCCCCCGUCCUGCUCUCCGUUGAGGAUUUCUCUGCAGCGUUAGAAAACUUCCGGCCGUCAGUUUCGGACCAGGAGCUGCUGCGAUACAGAAACCUUCAGCAGAAACUGAGAGACUCAGACGACGAAGGCUCCAAGAACUUUAAUUUCUGAAAAAUCUACAUGUGCAAAACUGUAAAUAAUAAUAUAUAUAUAAUAAUAUAAAUAAUAAUGAUGUAAACAAGAAGUUAAUUUAUAAAAUUGUGAGAUUUAAUUUCUGCCAGAAGCUCGUAAAUAAACAGAUUUCUGAUUUUUCUGA
Morone saxatilis (striped sea-bass) is the source of this 2038-nucleotide messenger RNA. It is a transcript of the gene pex6, whose product is annotated as peroxisomal biogenesis factor 6. Lineage: Eukaryota; Metazoa; Chordata; Actinopteri; Moronidae. Gene Ontology annotation, biological process: protein import into peroxisome matrix. Gene Ontology annotation, cellular component: cytosol; peroxisomal membrane. The record is from RefSeq and is a predicted model, not a curated record. Gene Ontology annotation, molecular function: ATP hydrolysis activity.